UAGACAGGUGGGAUACAUUUAGAUAUAGAAAUUUAAAAAUAGAUAUAGAUUAACUAGGAGUUUUAACUGUAAUUAAGGCUGGCACAGGAGCUAAGCUGAAAAAAAAUUAAAACAGAUUAAGAAGAUAUACUGGAUAUUUGUGAAGAUUUGUGCAUACAGUUUACAGUACCAUUUCAUUUGCCAGUUCAGAAAUUCAGAAUGAAUUAUUUGCAUAUAUAAGGUAGUUACAGGGUUAUUGAUAAAUUAUGCAUGUGUAUGUUAUGCAUGUAUAUUAGGUCUAGGAGGAUGUUGAGUGUUGAUGAAAGUUGAGCUGGCAUGAUCCACUGUGGAUGCCUGUUAUACCUAACCCAGCUGGAGGUUGAUAGGAAAAAGAAUGUAUUUCUUUUUCCUCGAUCACUGAUUACCUCAAGCUGUAGACUACUGUAUAUGUUUUGCAGACAGCACCUGCUUUCAGAAGUCACUGGCUUUAGAUUAUAGUUUUUGAGACAAAAUAAGACUGUAGAUAAACAUGUCCAAGACAAAAUGAUGCAAUACAAAAUAAACAAAGAUUAUGUGUACCACAGGCAGCAUUAUCUCAUCCUGCUGUGUCAAGAGUACUCCACACACUCUCUCUCUACUGGCCCCUGCAAAGGUACUGCACUAGUAUGCUGAUAGUAUGGCUAAGUAUCCAGUGAACUAUGCAACCCAUUCUUGUGAUAAGUAUACUUCUGCCACUAAAUGUAGAAACACUAUGCCAGGCCUUUGGUAGGGGAAACUUUCAAGGCCAUCAAAUUUUUGCCUUAAAGAUCGACAAGUCUCCAGGGUAAAAAAAGCCAGCGACCAUGGAAGGGGAUGAGCCUUCCCACAAAGCAAUGCUGUACUUCUUAGAGAUUUUGAUGAACAGUGAUAAUGCUCUCACCAUCAGUCAGUUGGCCGGGAGAUUCGGCAGUCGAUCCUUCUCAGCAGAAAUGAGGCAGGCAGCUGGUGGAAAUGAGGCUGGCUUGCGGAGAUUCCUUUUGAAGUAUCCAGCUUUGUUUUCUGUCAAUGGUAACAUGGUGAGUGCCAACACUGAACUUGGGAGCCUUGGUGGCGGAGGGGGGAGUGGUGGAGGCAGCUCUGAGCCGGCCCCCAGGGAUGCUGAGAAAGAGGCCAUCCAGUACUUUGCUCAGAAAAUGAUGAGAAAAGAGGACACAUGGAUCCCCAUCAAAAGCCUGGCAGGCCAUCUCUCCCAGGCACCUUUGGAUAUCCGUAAUGUUGUUGGUCCUCAGAGUGAAUUUAAGAAGUUUUUAACCGCACACUCUGACGUGUUUGAUGUCCACGAAGAGAUUGUCUCUCUGAAAGAUAACACAGCUCCCAGGACUUCCAGAAGAUCAAAUUACAAACCAGUCCAGAAUGGAUUUUCCAGUGAUUUGUCAGAUAGGCCACGCGGCCGUGGAAGGGGGAUGGCAAGUCGCAGCAGUGAGAAAAGUGACUAUACAAAGAGCUUGGACAGCACUCCUGUUGUUGGGACCCAGGCAACUUCUCCGAAAUCUUCCACAAAAAAGUCCCCUGUAACAAUGACUGCCAAUGAAUACAAAGCUCUCAAUUAUGUAAAAAGUAUUGUGGAGAAAAAGGGUUCAGUGAAAAUACACAAUAUCACUGGUCAUUUUAGUCAAGCACCUGAGACUGUCAGAAACACUAUUGGCUGGACUAAAUAUGAGCUGGAGGAAUUUAUUAAGAAAUAUCCACAGGUGUUUCAAGUGAGUGAAGAUGGAGAGGUGACUGUUAUCAAAAAUGCAAGACUUAAUGUGGUCAUCACUGGCUCCAGGCCUCAUACCCAAGCAGUGCAAGCUUUAAAUGGACGCAAAGGAAAAAUUUACCACGUAGCCAAAUUAUGGGGGAUUAUAGACUUAGGAAAGCAUGAACAUGUCUUUUUUGACCGCUCAAUCUACCAUCUCCCUUGUACUGAUUUUCAGGGGGAAUUCACGGUUGGAGAAUAUCUAAAUUUCAAUGCAGUUCUUGCACCCAAAGUAAGCCGAGCAAAGUGGCGGGCAACAGCUAUUUGGAAAGAGGGGGAGCUUCCACCAUAUGCUCAAGGUGAUAAUGUUCCAAACAAAACAGAAGAUUUAAGUUCUAGUCAGGAUCAUGAGAAAUAUAUGGCUGAGGUGUUUAAGCAUUCUGAAAGUAUUGAGGAAGAAAUUAGUAAGCUGCUGCCUACAGCUGAUAUUGAUUUUGGGUCAUCCUCGGAUGAGGGGUCACCAACAUUUGAACUGACUGGGGAUAAGAAUUACGCCUACAAUGACGCAGCUCCCAGCAUGGCGGGGGUGAUUCCAGUGUGGAAUUUCAAUCCUGGCUCUGAUAAACAGAAGAAGAAAGAUAACUUAGAGGCAGAGUCUGAUAAGGGUUUUGUUCCUAUUCCUACAGUUUCCAUGGUACCUGAGAGUCAGUUCAUGUAUACGUCUACUGUAAGUGAUGCCAGGCUAACUGCAGGAUACAUCGCAAUUCCCGAUCCUCAAGAUAUGCCAACGCAAAAUGGAGCCAAUCAUGCUGAUGGAGAGAAAGACAACAACAAGGAAAAUAAUGAUGAUGCGAGUGGAAAGAAGACAAGAGAAAUUGGGUGUCAGACAAUAGCCACUGGUGAUAUCCUUGCAACGCAGUUGUAUCAUGCAUUUUGAUUGAUUGUUCUUACAAAACCUCUCUAAGAGUUAAUUACAACUUAUGCAUUUUGAUCAGCUACUGCACAGUUUUGAAGCAUCAAAAAAUUCUCUGCAAAUGCACCGCAGUUGUGACAGAUACUAUUUGUUUGUUAUAAAUAUGAUUCAUUUGCAGAACUUUUGCUGAAAGCCUGACAGUAUCACAUAAUGUAAAUGUAUUUGUGUUUAUGUGAAAAUUUUUGUUAGGUAUAGUGUUCACUGGACAUGCAUUAUUAACUAUGUCUGCACAAGACGUAGAGAGAUUUGUUUUUACUGUUCACAAAUAUGUAAAUGCAAAUAUCAGUUUGGCAGUGCAUUUUUUUGUGCUGAUGCUUGUUUUCAAAUUGCCAAACCAUGCAUGAAAAGUUAUCUAUUUUUUUAGGCUCAGGAAUACAGCCUUGGAUACAGGUGUUACCUUUUACCCUCUAUACAAAGCAUUUCAAAAUGUAUGCACAGUUUGCAGAAGGAUUGCUUGGUGUUUUUUUUUGCUUGUAAAUCUGAGGAUGUGAUGUGUUUUUGCUAAUAUCCAAAGAAAAAGAAAUGAUGUUUGUUUGAGUGAUUUGAACAUUAAAAAUAGGUUAUAGGGUAGCAAAAUAGAAGUACUUUUUAUUCCUCCCAAUUUUCACUUUUUGUAAGGCCAGUAACUUCAUUGACAAUUAAAGCCAUUUUUUCUUGGCUACAGAACUUGUUAAAGAUUUGAAUUAUUAGAAAACUAGACUGCAUGCUGCAAUUUAAUGAGCUCAUAUUGCCAUGUUCUGACCGAGCACAGCAUGACAUUGUUCCACUGUUCACCUUUAUUGAUAGUGAAAUAUGUGAACUGAAAACCAUCAUUAUAUACAGGUACCUGUCUACUUUUACAAAAGAAAAAUGAUGCUAUUAGUAACAUAAAAAUUACUUGGUAACAUGAACAAAAUGAUUUUAUUGGUUAAUCACUGACCUCUCACAUGGCUCUGGAAUGAUGUGGAUGUUGGUGUGAGCCAGUGUGAUGUGUUAAAUUUUCUUUAGCAAAUAUUGCUGAGAUGGUAUACAUACAAAAUAAUUGCUCUAAUUCAAAAGCAGUGUUUUGAGUGUCCUUUUCAAAAGGCAUUUUAUUUUUGUACUAAUAUGUCUUUCACUUGGAAUUAUACAAAAUUAUAAGUUUAUAUAUGCCUAGGUUGAACUUUUUGUAUAUGAUUUUGUAGAGUUGAAGUGUACAAAGUUAUAAUUAUUUUAUUCAUUGUGCU
Messenger RNA from Lingula anatina, 3874 nucleotides. RefSeq lists its product as uncharacterized. Lineage: Eukaryota; Metazoa; Brachiopoda; Lingulata; Lingulida; Lingulidae. The record is from RefSeq and is a predicted model, not a curated record.